AAAUGUGGACUGAACGUGAGCCAACGUUGCUUUAACUGGCAUCUUUACAUCAGUUACUCCGUUAACAGUUAAAAGGGCCCGAGCUACCGCCCGGAAGCUGAAUCUGGGCGGAAUGUGGGCUAACUUUCCGCGAAUUGGCAUCUCUACAUCGGCAUCCGAGUCAAACAGUCGGCCGGGCGGCCCCUGCGCCACCUGACGGGAUCCGGAGUAGCACAAGACACGCCGCUGGUGUGGCCGUGAGUGGAACGUGCUCGGCGCUGCUCGGUGCUCACUGCUUCUCCGUCAUGGCGUCCGCCAAGAACGCAGCGUCCAUCUACGACUUCAAGUGCAGUGAUAUUGACGGCAAUGAGGUGCCGCUGUCCAAGUACGACGGCCAGGUGUGCAUCAUCGUCAACGUGGCCUCUAAGUGAGGCAAGACCCCGACCAACUACCGGCAGUUGGUCCAGCUGUACGACACGUACAGCGAGCAGGGUCUCAGAAUCCUGGCCUUCCCGUGCAAUCAGUUCGGGAGCCAGGAGCCGGGCACACCAGAGGACAUCAAGAAGUUCGUCGCCGGCUACGGCGUCAAGUUUGACAUGUUCGCCAAGAUCAAGGUGAACGGAUCCGACGCGGAUCCUCUCUGGGAGUACUUGAAAAACAAGCAAGGCGGCACGCUGGGCAACUUCAUCAAGUGGAACUUCACCAAGUUUGUGGUGGACCGCAAGGGCCAGCCUGUCGCUCGGUUCGGGCCCGGCGAUGACCCGAUCCCUGCCGUCGAGAACGCUGUGAAGAAGCUGCUCUGAGUGACCUGAGAGGGCCGUCGCCGCCGCCGCCGCCGCCGCCCCGCCCGUCGGAUGACGUCUCGACUGGAAACCUGCAAUGCGGGUCGGCCGGGACCGAAGAGAUUCGGACGGGGUAGCUGCGGCCGCAGCCGCCGCCCUUCCCCGCUCAUCAGCUGAUCUGUGUUACCGGACCCGCCCCCGGGCAGGGGAUGUGAUUUUGUAAUGGACAGCGUCAACCAUGUGCAAUGGCAUGUGUCAAACCAUCAGCAGUCUGUCAGUGUACGGCAGUGCGUCCGUGUGCAGCGUUUACAACGCUCUCUCUGUUCAGCAGUCUCUCCGUGAGCACUGUGUGUCCUUGGGCCGCAUCGGAAAAUCAAUACCGCAUUCUAAGAAGUGUGUACGCGGAUGACAAUACACAUUCGUAUCGAU
Messenger RNA from Amphibalanus amphitrite, 1190 nucleotides. Its product is annotated as phospholipid hydroperoxide glutathione peroxidase-like. Gene Ontology annotation, molecular function: glutathione peroxidase activity. NCBI's taxonomy places the organism in Eukaryota, Metazoa, Arthropoda, Thecostraca, Balanomorpha, Balanidae. The record is from RefSeq and is a predicted model, not a curated record. Gene Ontology annotation, biological process: response to oxidative stress. The transcript has 2 exons.